GAAUCUACUCCUGCUUCUUCCUUUCUGUAUAUAUACCUCUGCACCACACACGUGCGUUGCACUCCCCCCUCUCCCCCCUCCUUCUCCUCUUGCUUUGCUUCUCCAUUCAUUCUUGUUCUCCGCAGCUUGGUUUUUGUUUUACUUCUCCCUUCUUAAUCGUGCAUUGCCUUGUCCUUGUAAUUCGCACUGCGCGCUGGUUGACUUCGUCACCUUUCUCUGUUGUGCUUCUGCUGCUGCUGCUGCUUUCCAAUCUUUCAGCGCCUCCUCCAUCGUGGCCCCGCCCUCGUCAUCCUAGCAGUAUUUCAUUCGCUUACACGACACGAGAAAAAUCCGCCCCUUGCAUAGAGUGAGCGCCUAAACUGUUUUUUUUUUUUAAAGAGGGGAAAAAGAAGACUUGCCCGAGGCAGACGUACCGCGCUGCGGUUGUCCAAGGUUUCCUGUGCUGCCGUGUCCCGCGUCAACGCCCAACCGGCCGAGCAGCAUCCGAACACGAGACUUUUAAAAAGGAAAAGGGAAAGCAGAGAUGGGCAGUAGUCUUUGUGGUUGUUGCGCCGCAAAGCCGGAUUACAAGAACGGUACGCCGCUCGUCUCCGGCACGGUCACGCCCUGCUUCGAAGACGGACGCCUCUUUAAGGUGGUCAAAGGAAACAAGUGGUACUUCUACAAUGACACCCAGGACUACGAGAUGAAGGUGACCGCCGUCUUCGGCGCGGGGUCUGAUGUCACGGCGCUGACGGACGAAACGGAUAUGAAGCGGCAGGACGAGUCAGGGGCGUGCACGGCGAUCCUGGCCUUGUUGCCGCUAGAAACCAAAGGCAUGGUGAAGGUGAAGACGGCCAACGGCUUCAAGAUAGACUUCUCCGGUGUGCCCUUCACGGAGCAGGAGCGUUUGCUACUUCGGCAGCGAGCCGUCGCAAAGGUAAACGCCGACCUCGCCGAGAUGCGCAAGCUCAAGGAGAAGAACACGAAGAUUACGAAUGAGAAUCGCCUCGUCAAGGUUGCCCGUAUCAAGAGUAAGAUGUACACCGACACCACGUUUCCCCCCACUGCGCAGUCGCUGAUCCGGCCCGGCAUCGACUCCGCUCCGGACGCGUGCUUGAAGAAGCCCGACACGGUUGCGUGGCGGCGUCCACAGGACUAUCUGCCGAGGGAGUGGCACGGCAAGAUCUGCCUCUGGGAUGGCAUUGCGCCGUCGGACAUCGACCAAGGCCAGUUGGGCGACUGCUAUUACCUCUGCGCGAUUGCCGCGCUCGCGGAGUACAACGCCGCUAUCGAGGGCAUCUUCAAAAACCACCACUGGUGCUACGUGCGCAAUCAGGAGCAGAAGUACGGGGCGUGGCGUGUGAACCUGAACAUUAACGGGUGGUGGCGCACCAUCAUCCUCGAUUCCUACCUGCCCAGCGUGCAGCUGCUGCCCUGCUUCGCACGCAACCGCCACCAUCCAAACGAACUGUGGGUGUCCUACCUGGAGAAGGCGUACGCCAAGGCCUUCGGCUCCUACCAAGCCAUCGUGGCGGGCUUCCCCUGGCAAGCGCUGGAGGACCUAACCGGCUUCCCAGCGUACAGCUUCGAGGACCGCUGGAGGAAGGCGCAGACCGAUGCCAGCGUGCGCGAGAAGCUCUUCGACUCGUUGCACAAGUGGAACGAGAAGAAGUACUUGCUGUCCAUCGCUACCCCCGGUGAAGGCAAGCUGACCAUGGCCGGCAAGCAGCUCUCCGCCGCCGAGGCAGAGACCCUCUUCGACAAGGCGGGUCUCGGCACUGGGCACGCCUACUCCGUCCUCGAUGUGAAGUACUUUCCGGUGUACCAGUUCUGUCUGCUGAAGAUCCGCAAUCCGUGGGGCUCUAACGUGGAGUGGACCGGUGACUGGGGCGAUGACAGCCCGCUCUGGGACCGCCACACCAUCAUCAAACUCGCCUGUCGCCCGGAAAAGAAGGCCGACGGCACCUUCUGGAUGGAGUGGAAGGACGUCGUGAAAUUCUUCGACAGCGGCUCCGUGUGCUUCCGCCGUGGCAACUUCUUCAAAUCGUGGAAUGACUACCGCAUCUUCGGCACCUUCGAGGACCUGUGGUGCGACACAGCCCUCGAGAUUGUGGUGAAGAAGAAGAAGAAGUUCUCCGCCUACCUCAGCCUGCAUCAGAAGGAUCGCCGCGGUCUCAGCACCAAGGACGCAGAGUACAAGUACGCUGCCAUAAUGCUGAGUGUGUCGGAGGGAGACAUAAACGGUGGCCAGCAGAAGAUCGUGGCGAACUCGUGCGAGGCGGUGGAGGAGCCCACUGCCGAGUACCUCUUCCAGCAGACCCGCUCCGUAUCGCUCAAGUUCGAGUUCACGAAGGAUCACAAGUACCUCGUGAUCCCGCGCCGUAUGAAGAGCAACACGGGCAACAACAACCAAAAGAAGAAAUACGUCAUCGCCAUCCGCAGCGACGUCUCCCUCUCCUCCAGCGAUAUCGAGGUGAACAUCGUCCGCAUCGCGAAGGACAACCCCGUGUUCCGCAACGUAGCCACAUUUGAGGUCGGUACGCUAACGAACAUCAACACGCUGUACCAGACCAAGGACGGCAACGAGGUGUUCCACACCUUCAGGGGAGAGAACUUGCGCAAAGGGGAGAAGCAGCACAACGCGGAGUUUGAGAUGAUCUUGUAG
Leptomonas pyrrhocoris is the source of this 2647-nucleotide messenger RNA. Its product is annotated as calpain family cysteine protease-like protein. The transcript has a single exon. Gene Ontology annotation, biological process: proteolysis. The record is from RefSeq and is a predicted model, not a curated record. Gene Ontology annotation, molecular function: calcium-dependent cysteine-type endopeptidase activity. Bases 524 to 2647 code for a protein of 707 amino acids. Lineage: Eukaryota; Euglenozoa; Kinetoplastea; Trypanosomatida; Trypanosomatidae.